AUGCUCUGUUUGGAUCCAACCUACCAUGUCACAGAAGACCACACCAAAAUCUGUUUUUCCUUCAAGGGCAUUCCUGCAUUGGGCCCAGGAGUGUUUGGUGAUUUCCUGUGUGAUUCCCCAUACCAGCUUAUUCUCUCAGCAUUCAGUUACAUGAAACAAGCAGACCUGCAGCCUGAGUUCAUUAUAUGGACAGGAGACAGCCCUCCACACGUCCCGAAAGAAGAACUGUCUACUGAUGUGGUGAUCAAUGUUAUUGCCAAUAUGACUCGCACCAUACUGCAGUUCUUCCCACAGCUGCCAGUUUAUCCUGCCCUGGGCAACCACGACUACUGGCCACAGGAUCAGUUGCCAACAUCUACAAAUGCGAUUUACGAUGCUGUAGCCAAACUCUGGUCUCCGUGGUUGAAUCCAGAAGCUGUAGCUACUUUGCAAAAAGGUGGCUUUUACUCUCUUGUGAUCAAACCUGGCCUCCGUCUGGUGAGUCUCAACACAAACCUGUACUACAGUCCAAAUCAAGUGACUGUAAAUAUGACUGACCCUGCUGGGCAGUUCCAGUGGCUGCAGGAAACACUUGAGCUGUCAAGACAAAAGCUGGAGAAGGUCUAUGUAAUUGCUCACGUUCCCAUCGGUUACCUACCCUAUGCUAUAAAUACAACAGCCGUCCGAGAAAGCUACAAUGAGCAACUGGUCAAAAUAUUUCGGAACUACAGUGACGUUCAGGGUCAGUUCUACGGUCACACUCAUCGAGACAGCAUAAUGGUUCUGUUGGAUCACCAAGGGAAACCUGUGAACUCUAUAUUUGUCACACCUGCUGUUACACCUAUCAAAAGUCUACUGGAGCCAUUUUCGAACAAUCCUGGCAUCCGUGCAUAUCUGUACCACCCUGAGAAUUAUGCUUUACUGGAUAUUUGGCAGGUCUAUUUAAAUCUCACAGAAGAAACCUGGAACAAAGGUCAAAGUGGAAGCUGGAAUACAUUAUGA
Messenger RNA from Sinocyclocheilus grahami, 981 nucleotides. RefSeq names its product acid sphingomyelinase-like phosphodiesterase 3a. NCBI's taxonomy places the organism in Eukaryota, Metazoa, Chordata, Actinopteri, Cypriniformes, Cyprinidae. Bases 1 to 981 code for a protein of 326 amino acids. The record is from RefSeq and is a predicted model, not a curated record. Gene Ontology annotation, molecular function: phosphoric diester hydrolase activity. The transcript is spliced from 7 exons.